Messenger RNA from Vespa mandarinia (Asian giant hornet), 5075 nucleotides. RefSeq names its product DNA replication factor Cdt1-like. Gene Ontology annotation, biological process: DNA replication preinitiation complex assembly; mitotic cell cycle; regulation of DNA-templated DNA replication initiation. Lineage: Eukaryota; Metazoa; Arthropoda; Insecta; Hymenoptera; Vespidae. Gene Ontology annotation, cellular component: nucleus. The record is from RefSeq and is a predicted model, not a curated record. Gene Ontology annotation, molecular function: DNA polymerase binding; DNA binding.
GUUUGAGAGUUUGUGGCGGGCCGAGUAUUCCCAUUCAGUUUAUCGGUACAAUUUGUAAGCCACACUUCGCGUUUCUGACAUAACACCCUGUUUACGGUACGAUUUCGUCACGAGUCAUUGCAUCGAUAUGACGAUUGUCUCUUUAUUAUCUUUGAUAGUAAACUGAGAAAUUUUCUAAGGAAAAUACAAAAAAUUAAAAAGAAUGAACGUUUAGUGAAAAUAAAUGCGACGGAAGGAAAUGAAUAAAGUCAAACGUAAACGUUUGAUUUCGAGAUUGUUGGAAGAAACCAAUGGCAUAUAACAACCGAGAGAGAAAGAUAAGUAAAGCUCUCUGGGCGUGAAUGAUAUCGAGGUAUCUAAAAGUACAACCAUCGAUUCGUAAGGUGAAAAACGACGGGACGGGAGUGAACUUAAUCGUCUGUGAUGAUCGACACGAAGAAGCUAUCUCUCUCGCACCGUGAACACCUUUUUCAUUUUAUAGUUACACUAGGGAGAACUCGAUCUCCAUCGUAGAUUACUCUUAUCCAUUAUUAUUUCGUCCUUUUCCGAUUGAAAUAAAUUAAUUAUCUCGGUUGUUUUUCGUUUUUUUUUUGCUCUUUAUUAUUUUAUAAUUAUUCGAUCAACUCGCAAAUGUAAACGAUUUCGAUUGGCAUCGAAAUUCAAAUCGAUUCGUUAUAUAUGGGAAGUUAAUCGAUGUUAAUGAGACGUGCCAAGGUAACCGGGGGAGCUUCGAGGACUCGCAGAGAAGUGAAAAGAAAAUCUGAGAAAAAGAAUUCUGAAGAGAUAAUAAUAAUCGGCAUUGGGCUUAUCGAUCUAACCCGAGAGGAUAUCGCGAGAGAGUCGACAGCUAUUGAGUUACGGGAAGCAGUUUAUAAUGUCACUUAACACUCCUGUCUUGAUGCAAGCGGUGGUUACUUCAAGAUCGAGACGAGCUCUACCGUAUGUCAUCACGGUUCGCACCUUAACUUUAUUUUCUCGUUGGGAUUACAUCGGCCUGCUCGUUAACCGUUCUAAAUUUCUCGACACUUGUGUACCAUCGUAUUUAGAAAUAACACGAACUAAAAACAUAUCCAUGAGCGUAAUGAAUUUCAAUUGUUAAUUAUUAAGUAAAUUAAUAGCGUUAUCAACGAUAUAUGUCGAAGUGUAUCGGAAGAUGGAACGAAAACAAAGAAAAAAACAAGCUAAACAUAUAACGUCGUCCUUUUUCAUUCGACUAUCGUCGAAUGAAUUAAAGUGAUUGAUCGUUCGAUCGUUCAAUUGGAUAUUACAGUCGUAUUUUGUAUACGACUCGUUAAUAACUUCGAAUUUUCAUUAACGCACGUACGAAUAAUAAUAAGAUAGGCGCAAUGAAAAUUUUUUAAACCGGGGGAUAGGUGAAUAUGCAAGACGCGCCCGUAUUGCAUGGGGCAUAAGAAAUUCUUCGCCGAGGACGAAAAAAAGAAAGGAGAAAGAGAAAAGAAAAAAGGAGAGGAAGGAAAGAAGAAACGUGAAAAGAAGGGAAAGGUUUGAGAAUUUUUCUCGCGAGAAGAGAUGCUUUCUACGAUGUCGAGCGUCGCACUUGAAUUAAAUUCGUCAUUUUAUACGACUGCCAUUAGAAAUGCCGCUUUGGAUGGAUUUUCAGAAAUCCAAGUUUCACCUUUAGUUUCAGUGAUUGAACCUAAAAAUGCAACUUCGACGCUUUACAUGUUACCUAUGUAUAUUAGGACAACGUCUAUGGUGAUUUGCAUAAUCGUCAUGGCACUUGGUAUAAUAGGAAAUCUCAUGGUACCUUUGGUCGUUCUACGAGGCAAAGACAUGAGAAACAGCACCAAUAUUUUUCUCGUAAAUUUGAGUGUGGCCGAUUUGUUCGUCCUUUUAAUAUGCACGCCGACCGUAUUGGUGGAAGUCAAUUCUGGUCCUCAGGUUUGGCCACUCGGUGAACACAUGUGCAAAGCCGUUCCAUUCGUGGAAUUGACCGUAGCACAUGCCUCGGUUUUAACGAUUUUGGCAAUUAGUUUCGAACGAUAUUACGCGAUUUGUGAGCCGCUGAGGGCAGGAUACGUUUGCACGAAGGCCAGAGCAACGUUUCUUUGCUUUCUUGCAUGGGUGGCAGCAGCCCUUUGUACAAGUCCCAUACUCUUGAUGGUAACCUACGAGUUGGAAGAAAUCGACGAUACGUUUAUACCAACCUGUUACACUUCCGCCGAUGCAACAUGGAUGAACGUUUUCGUCCUUACAACGAUAAUCGUCUUUUUCGUCGUACCACUGUUAAUUUUAAUGGUACUUUACACGGUGAUAGCGUUACACCUCAUGGCAAAUCCUGCGAUAAGCCGUGGCCCAGCUAAUAAUUUGUUAAAGUAUCGUAAACAGGUGGUACUAAUGUUGGGCACCGUUGUUUUAUGCUUCUUCCUUUGUUUAUUACCUUUUCGAGCAUUGACCUUAUGGAUAAUUGUAGUACCUCAAGAAAUGAUAAUCAAUCUUGGAAUCGAGGGAUAUUACAGUCUCUUAUAUUUCUGUAGAGUAAUGCUGUAUUUGAAUUCAGCAAUUAAUCCUAUUUUAUACAAUUUAAUGUCUACCAAAUUUAGAGAAGGCUUUUUGAGACUUUGUGGAUUGGGCCCUGCAAGGAAAAGAAAGAAAAAGACUUCAGACAGAACCGGAACAUACACAACUGGUUCGACAAACUGUAGUAGCAGUAAUCAUUCUGAUUUCUGGAGGAGGCAUAGCAGCAAUAAAAGUUGCAAUGUAAAAGUACCUAGUAAUACAUGUACUACUGUGUCCAUUGAAAAACAAAUUAAUAUCCCAUUACUCACGGCCGUUGUCACUGGAAAUAUUGUUAAAAAGAAACAGGAAAGUUAUAAAAUGACGCAGCCAUCAGUAACGGCAUAUUUUAACACGUGUAAAUCUAAAGCAUUAUUGUUGGAUCAAGAGCAUGUGAAAAUAAAUAAAGAAAGUGAAUUUAAAACGAAAACGCAAUCGUCCAAAGUUUUGUUUGAAAAAGAAGAAGAAAGUAUGGUAACGAGAGGAAAAUUGAUAUCGGUGCAAGGAACGAGCAAUAAUUCUACCCUUAAAGUAAACUCUACUACGUGUCAAAAUCAAAUUGAUUCUAAAUGUUCUGCACAAAAAACAAAUAAAAUUAUUACGCGUUCACGUGCAGCUCAAGCACAGAAAUUAAGUGAAAUCGGUCAAGUGGAUAUACGUGAGAGUUUUCUCAAAAAAACUUAUGAUGCCGAUGCGAAGAGAGUAUUAUUUAAAAAGGAGGGUACUUUAAAUCCAAAGAAGAAGCAACCUACGACUCCAAAGAAAAAUGUAUCAGAGGAAAAGCAGCCAACGAGGAAUGAAAAAAAUGAACCAACUUCUGUUGGAUUUACUACGCCCAAAAAGGCAUCAAAUAGAGAUGACUCCAGUAAAAAAAACUUGGAUUUGAAUGAGAUUAAAAAUAGGAUUAACAAAUCUAACAGACUAGCAGAAUUAAAAGCUUCUAUUGAUCGCAUAAAAAAAUGUGAUCAGCGUUUAAAUGAAUAUCAGAAACAAAAUGAUUGUAAUAAGCCUCAAAUACAGAAAUUCGAACAUAUUCAACUUGAAAUACCAAUUAGCCCUCAAAAGAACUUUAAAUCGCCAAACAAGGGAUUAAUGAGUCCUAUAAAAAGUGAAAUAUUACCUCAUACAAGCCCACAACGUCGUCUUUUAUUUGAACCUAAGGAAUCUACUAGUCCAGUAAAGAGUAAACCUGACAAAACUCCAGCUUAUCAAAGAUAUUUGUCACUUUUUGAAAAUGGUACACCAGGAUUACCAUUGCCGUAUAACUAUAGAUUCUUAGCAGAAAUUUUUAGAUCCGUUGAUACGGUCUCAGCUAUGCUGUUCAAUCGUAAAGAGUUAAUAACAUUUAAAAAAUUAAAGCCAGCUGUUCAAGAACUUUUACGGCGCAACUUUACAUUAGAGCAUUUAGCACAAAUAAAGACUAUUUAUCCUGAUGCUUAUGUCUUUCAUCAAGAAAAAGUUAGGUCAUUUGGAUCGACAUCUAAACAAGAUAAAUAUGAAUUAGUCUUGACACCGACUGUGCAAAUAAAAGAUCGGCCGAAUGAACCAAAUGAAGACAAUGUCUUACAGGCGGCAAUAGAUGUAAGCAUGAGCCCAGGCAUAUUGCUAGAAAGAAGAAGAAAAUUUUAUGAUGUUUUGUUAGAUAAAGUUAAGACAGAGCACGAGCAAUUUUUGCUAAAAUUAGAAGAACCGAUGGUCAUACCUAAAGACAAAAUUAUACGUUGGCAUCCUGAAUUUGAUGUUGAAAGUUGCAAGCCUAUUGACCAAUCUGUAUUGCCACAACCACCUGAUGUAGAAAAAGCCACCUCUGCUAAACACGUUUUAGAAAAAGCAAAAUCUCUAUUCAAUUGUAAUACUCGCAUGGAAAAAGCUUUGCAAAGAUUGGCAGAAGCAAAAAUGACGUCAAAAUCAGGAUCUUCGGAUAUAUCUUCUACAAAUGAAUCUACUGAUGUUACUAUGAAAAACGUUAAUAUUGGUAUCAUCGAUACUCCACCCGCUACACCAUCUGUAGAAAAGAACUAUCUUUCUACGGCAUUUAAAGGCAUUCCAAAAGCUCUUCUUGAAAAGGUACGCGCAAAACAAGCUGCUAAAGCAUUAGAGAUGAUGACUCGAACACCGGAUCUAGAUAAAGAGGCAACUCUAUAUUCUAGAUUACCCGAAUUAGCAAAAAUUCUACGUAGUAUUUUUGUAGCCGAAAAGAAAGGAGUUUUACCAUUAGAACAUGUAUUGACAAAAUUAGACAAUUCGUUUAGAACUAAACUAACUGCAGCUGAAUUAAAUGAACAUGUGCGAAAAUUAUGUAAAUUAUUGCCUACUUGGGCUAGUAUACAUAACGUGCGGAAAACAGAUUAUUUAAAGCUUGCAAAAGAUGUCGAUUUAAAUAAAGUAAUUAAAAUGUUAGAAAUUGUAGCUAACGAUAAAGUGAUUACAUCGUGAUAUCAUUAUUUCUUAUGGUAUACUUUUUUAUGGUAUGCUUGCACGAGUACAAUAACAAUGAAUUAGCAUCUUACGAUUAGAGUUGAUGUUUUUUGAUAGUGAAUAAAAAUAAUACACGAAAA